Molecule: messenger RNA, 7242 nt
Organism: Rotaria sordida
Lineage: Eukaryota; Metazoa; Rotifera; Eurotatoria; Philodinida; Philodinidae
Source: the annotation of a GenBank genome assembly
AUGCUUGAGUAUACUUGGGAUUACGGAUUUCUUGAUGGAGAAACAGAAAUUGUCUAUAUUCGAACAAUGCUAAAUAAAUGUAAUAAAAUCUCAGAUGACAUGUCAUGGUUCGAUUGUAUAGUAUCAUUAGUUGCAGUAUCGCAGCAAUUCUUUCGUACGAAUGAAGAUAAGAGUAGUGUAUCUUUACGUGAUGUUGCACGCUUCUGUCGAUUUUAUAAUUGGCUUCUAAAUUUAUCUCCUGAAUUCAUCUAUGAACAUUCUAGGAUUAUAAAUCAAGAAUUUAUUCAACAAACAACUCUCGUUGCACUUCUUCUUACGUAUUAUCUCCGUCUUAGUUCCUCUGAAUUACGAGAGUCUUAUUUGAAUAAUAUUUCAGUAGUGCUUAACAACAAAUUUCAAAACAUAAGCAAUAUAUCAAGGUAUUUAAUUCGAUUAUUACAAAAUCAACAAAUGAAAUUGAUUGACAAGAUCAAAUUACCAUCGGGUACGGCUAUAAAUCGAGCACUUAUCGAUAAUAUCUUUGUUAUUUUUGCAUGUGUUUUGAAUCGAAUACCAGUUAUUCUAUGUGGUAAACCUGGUUCAAGUAAAACAUUAGCUGUUAAUAUCGUUCUAAAUAAUUUAAAAGGAAAACGAUCUAAUCAAAAAUUGUUUCAAACAUUACCUGAAUUAAUUCCUAUUUCAUAUCAAGGUUCACAAAAUUGUACUUCAGAUAAUGUUAUGAAAUUAUUUGAAUGUGCCGAAAAAUAUUUAGAUGUAGAAAGAAAUACUAAUAUUUUACCUGUGAUUGUAUUUGAUGAAAUUGGUCUUGCUGAAUUAUCUUCACAUAAUCCAUUAAAAGUACUUCACAGUAAAUUAGAAAUGGAAACAUGUAGAUAUGGUUUUAUUGGUAUAUCGAAUUGGUCUCUUGAUGCAGCAAAAAUGAAUCGUGCAUUAUAUUUACCUUGUGCUGAUCCAACUGUACAUGAUUUACGAUUAACAGCAGAAACUAUAGCAUCUUCAUUACUUGAAACUUCUAAUCAUCUUAUUCCAAUCGAUACUUCAAUUGUUAGAAAUCUUGCUGCUGCCUAUUUUGAUUUAUAUGAAUAUAUGAAUGAACAAUCUAAAUAUAAAAACUAUUUUGGUCUACGUGACUUUUAUUCUUUGAUUAAAGGAGUUGUAAAUGAUUUAAUACAUGCAUCAACAGAACAAGAAUCGUAUACUAGUGUUCGACGACAAUUAGGAAUUAAUUUUGAUGGAAUUUUUGAUGGUUCACAAUUUUUAUGGGAACGUUUUUGUAAAUAUACUCAUAAAGAAUAUUUAAUCGAACAAGAACAAUCAUUAAUAUUUAAUCAAAUGAUUGAUCGAUCUCUUUCAUUACAUAAUGGUCGAUAUUUAAUGUUAAUCGGAGAAAAUGAAAGUAUGUUUGAUUAUGUUGAACGAUAUAUUAAUGCUAAACAACAAUCAACACGAAUAAUAAUUGGUAGUUCACUAACAGAUGAUUUAAUUGCAGGUACAACUUAUAGUGAACAAUAUAAUCAAAGAAUAUUAAUGGAUAUAAUUCUUCAUGCUGAAACAAAUGUAACUUUGAUAAUGCGUCGUAUGAAUCAUAUAUAUGCAAAUCUUUAUGAUUUAUUUAAUCAAAAUUUUAAUGUAUCAGGAAGUAAAAAAUAUUGUCGUAUUACACUUGGUGCUUUCUAUCAACCAUGUUUUCUGGUUCAUGAUGAUUUCUUUUGUAUAAUAUGUAUUCGACAACAAGAUUUAAUAAAUUGUGAUCCUCCAUUUCUCAAUCGUUUCGAAAAACAUAUUAUUGAUAUAGAAAGUCUUAUUCAUUCAUAUCAUUUAAUAGUUGCAUCAAAUUUCUUAGAAUGGAUUGAUAAAUUAUUAUCAUAUAAUUCGAAUAAAAAUUUUCCACAAAAGAAACAUCUUUUUGUUGAUUUCAAUCCAGAUUAUAUUUGUAAUUUAGUUAUGGAUGCAUACGAUUAUUUAAAAAUUUCUGAAGAUGAUAAUGAAUAUCGAAAAGAUGAAAUUAUUCAAUAUUGUCAACAGAAAUUAAUACGUACAAGUUCAUUUGAUUUUCCUCUUUAUUUAUCAUGUAAAAUUAAUAAUGAUGAUGAUAAUGAUCAGAUACAAAAGUUAAUAGAACAAUACUAUAAUAUACAUAAUAAUCUUUCAUUUUUCGAUUUAAUUGAUCAAUCAUUAAAUCAAUCGAUAAUUUCAAAUCAAAUUAUUUAUACUUAUACACAAAUAUAUGAAAAAAUUGAAUAUAUACACAAUAAUGAUCUUAUUGUUGAAGUUAAAAUAGGUAAUUUUAAAAGUGAAUUUGAAUUACGAAGAAUGAUUCAGGAAUAUUAUCGAUCAAAUAAUACUCGCCUAUUACUUAUUCGUGUUGAUUAUCAUGAAGAAUAUAAACAUAUUCUGUUUCUCAAACAUCUUGUAGCAAACGAAAGAAUACCAAUAAGUAAUCAUGGUGUAUGGUUAAUAUUUCAUUUACAACGUAAUAUUAUGCAUGAAAUUAAAAAUGAUAUUUUGUUUAAUGGAUGGUCACCAGUCAUGAUUGAUAAUCUUAAUAAACAUAAACUUAUAUCAUUGGAUGUUUUAACUAAUCCUUCAUAUCGUAAUCUUCUACUUCAUACAGAUUUUUCUCUAUCAAAUAUUACUUUCAAUGAACUUAUUAGUCGAUCUUUUAUAAGAGUUCGAUAUACAGUUGCAUGCAAAGAUAAAGAAUAUUUAAUUAAUAAUCGACGUGAUUCUAUAAUCAAAUUAUUGUCUCAAUCAAAUAUCGAUACAGAAUCUCUUCAUAUGAUUAUUAAAAAUCGUCUUUUAGAAUUAAUACGAACAGUUGAUUUUAAUCAUAGUCGUUCUAAAUUUAUUGAUUGGCGUCAUGAUCUACUUACAAAUGGAACAAUCAUUGGUUCGUGUCGUUCAAUUGAUGAUGCUUUGAGAAUGACAAUAUUACUCUAUUAUUGUAAUUAUUUUCUAAUGCUUUUGAUUGAUCUUGAAAAAUCUUCACUAAUAGAUUCAUAUAUGUUUCUUAUGUCGAAAAAGAAUGAUAUUAUAUAUGAAAAUUUAAAAUCUAUUUGGUUUGAUUGUUUGAAAUUAACAUUUGAAUCUAUGGAACAAACAUUUACGUAUAUGAAUACAAUUGAAAUUUCACUUAUUUUUGAUCUUCAUCUACCUCGUGCAAGAUUCGAACGUGAAAUUAUUCGUCAAAUAAAUGAAAUGAUUACAAAAUCAAAUGAAAACAUUGAUAUUAAUCUUCCUCAUGAUCAAUUAUUACGUUUUGCAAUGGAAAAACUACGAAGUACAAGUAUCUAUGGAAAAAAUAUUGAAAAUAUACUUGAUAAUUUAGAAUUAUUUGAACAUUAUUAUCAUGAUCAAAUUGCAAUUAUAUUAGAUGAGAUACGAAUUGAUCAUUUAACUGUUUCAUUUGCACAACGUUUGUUAACAUCCAAUCCAACAUUAACUGUCGAAGAUAAACUUAAACAUCUUCUUCUUUAUCAUAAUGAAUUAAUUGAAUUAUUACAUUUAUUUGAAAUCGGUAUAGAACUUAUUGGUGAAGAAAAUUGGAAUUUCGAUGAACAAUUUUACAUUUAUGACAUGACAAAAAUAACAUCGAUAAAUAAUUUAAGUAAUCUCUAUAUUCUUGUUCAAAUAGAACAACAAUUUUAUCAAGCUCCACCACAACAAUCAUUAAGUGAUAAAUCUUAUGAAUGUGCUGGUGAUCCAUUUAUUGAAACAAGUUUAAUGAAUUUAAUUGAAUUACUUCUUUCUUCACCGAUUAUUGAUCGUAUGGAUAAUAUAGCACAGUUAUCAACUACCUACAGUCUUAUUGUACAAGGUGUACUAGCUUUAGAUCAUUACAAUGUUAAUAAUCUAGAAAAAUUACGUUCUUUUGAUAGUCUUGUUCGUUGUAUUAUGGAUCUACUUCCUAACGAUCGAGCUUCAAUUGUUUUCAAAAAUAUUUGUCUCCCUCAUCAGAAUAGUACUGUUUUUAAUGGCAAUUUUCCAACAUAUGAUACUAUUGAUGUGUUUAUAAAUCGUUUAAGUGAAAUGAUUAAAAUUGAAAGUAAAAAUUCAUUGAAUCUAUUGAAUUGUCGAUCAUUACUUAAACUUGAAAUGGAAUUUUUAAAAAAUUGGUUAAUCGAUCAUAGUGAACAAUAUUGUACUGUUCUUGAAUAUAUAAAUAAAUCUGAUAAGAAUUUAUGGUUUUAUUCAGCAAAAAUAUUUAAAUAUAUCGAUCAAAAACUUCAUUUAAUGUCAAUAAUUAAAACUAGAAUGACAGAAUUAUCAUCAAUAUCUGAACUUGAAAAUCUUGAUCAAUAUUUUUAUCAAUCAAAUGAUAAGAAACAAAAAAUUGAAUGUAUUAUGAUCAAUCGUAUAUAUGUUUCUCUUAUGAGUUUUAUUACUGAUGAAGAUAUGAUUGAAAAAUAUUUAAUCGAUUAUUAUGAUUAUUUUCGAGAGAAUAUCUAUAGUAAUAAAUCUAAUCAUGGACUUUCAAUGAUUGUUUCGAUUGCUUGGCUAAAAGUCUAUACUGAAAUGUAUGCAUAUUCAUUGAGUAGAGAUAAUCAUAGUAUGAUUAUGGAAGAUAUCGAUAAACUACUUACAGAAGAUCAAUCUAAAUUUGGUUUGACUUUAAAAAUAUAUAUUAUUAAACAAUUAUGUCAAAUGUAUCAUAUAAAACUUGAAGGAUUAUAUGAUAUUUUUGUCAAUCGAAAUUGUUAUUGGAUCAAGGAAAUCUUUUCACGAUAUAGUCAACAACAAGGGCACAAAUUUAAGCAAAAUAUUAUUCUUCCAAUGCCACUUUUUGAAGGUUCACAAGAAUACAUAAAUAUGAAUAAAACACUUGACAAUAAUGAACUAGUGUAUGAAAUGAAAAAUUUAAUUGAAAGAUGUUCAAAUAAUCAACAUGCAUCGUAUUGUUUUAUCAUGACUUUCGUGCAUCAUUAUGUAAAUUUCUAUACUACAAACAAAUGUAAUGAUGAUCAUGUACAACUUAUCGAAAAAUUACAAACAGAUUUGAACAAAUGUUUUGAACCUAUUGGUUAUAAAUUAUUGGUUUUAUUAUGUCAAAAUUUUUCUGUCGAUUCUUAUUAUCAUUUAAAUCAAACAAUGAGUUUAGAUAUGUUACAUCGUCGUCUACUUGCACUGAAUAUUGUUGCUAUAUUUCUCUCGUUUAAAGCUUAUAAAAAUUCAACUUUUCUCAGCAGUAUUCUCUUUGAUGAAAGACUUAAAAUGCCAAAAAAUUAUGUAGAACACUUGGAAAAUUCUAUAUGUUUGCCAAGUCUCAUAUCAAAUAAUUCAGUUAAUAUCAGAGAACACAAUAAUAACUUACGAUUUGGUUUUUAUAGCAUGAAACCUGCGAAAGAAAGUGAUAUAAAUGAAAAACCUGAUUAUCUUAAUUUAUCUAUCUCAUUUCGUUUUAUUCAUAUGAUUAUUCAUGCUGUUUUACUUUUCUUACAUGAACUCGAUCAAUUAAAUAAUUCAAAUCUACCUGAUCGUAAUUAUUUUCGAGAACAUUUUGAAAAAGAUUACGAAUUUCUAUGUCAAUUAUCAACUGAACCAGAUCAAUGUUAUAUAUGGUUAUUUAAAUUGAUGAAUCAUUUAAUUGCUGGUGAUUUUCUACAAGAAGAUUUUCUAAAUACUCAUCAAAAGGUAAUUGAAUUAGAAAAAUCUAUUGAAAAUAAAUUAAUUAUUCCUCAUAUUGAAUCAAUAAUCGAAGAAAUUCAAAAAUAUAAAUUAAAAUAUAAAACAUUACUAAAACAAAAAAGUAAUCAAUCAAUAUUAAAUGAUUUAAUCGAUGAACUUAUUGAAGAUGAAAAUCAAUAUCCACUUUUGCAUUUUUUCAACAUAAUCACUAUUCAUUUAGGUAAUCCUAUGGAUGCAUUUCGUGCUAAACUUCGAAUAACACCAAAUGCCCAUAAAGUAUAUCCAAUAACAAUAUUUUUACUUCAACAAUAUGAUGAUUAUACAAAUAUUCAAUAUCUCUAUCCAAUUGUUAUAUUUACAAAUUAUCUUAUCCAAAAAUUGAAUUAUCGAAUAACACGUAAAAAUGCAUCGAAAAAAACAAUUAGCGAAAUUUUAUUCAAUGAUUCAGAUAAAGAGGAAACAUUAAAAUUAUAUGAAUAUUUUAUUCAAGCAUGGUAUAAACUUAACUUUAAAGAAGUUCGUUUAAGUUCUCAGACUAUAACAUUUGAAAAUAAGUAUUCAUUGGAAGAUUUUGCAAAAAAAACUGAAAUUUCUAAAUUAUUAUUGAAUUCAUCAGGAGAUGAUAAUAAUAGUCUUUUGUUAGUUGCUUGUUUAAAAACUAUUGCUGAAUUACAAAAUGAUAUUGUUAAACAUUUUCAUGAAAUUAUGAAUUCUAAUACAAUGAAUAAAAAACUUCAACCACAUGUUGUAUCAUUACAAGCUGUACAAAAAAAACAUCUUUUUUGUAUCGAUCAAGAAUUUAUUAGUAGAAAAUUGAUUGAUGAUGGAUCUAUUAUAAACUAUGGUUAUGGAAAAGGUAAAGACAUUAUUUAUGAUUAUGACGAAAUUGAAUUUAUGCUUCGUGACAAGAUCAGUUGUUUACCAUUAAUUGAUACAGAAAGAUUACAUUUUCUAAAUUAUCAAUUUGAACUCUAUGAUGAAAAUACAUCAAUGAUUACUGAUGUUCGAAGACGUAUCGAACAAAAGCAAUUGACUAAUAAAGAACGAAUUGAAUUGGAAAAUUUAAUUAAAAAAAAUUCAAAUGAUGAUAUUCUUCACUAUCUUGGUUCACUUGAUUAUAUCUUUACAUAUUUACGUCAUUUUGAAUAUAAAAAUGUAUCAAUAUUAACAAUUAAAAAUUUUGUCGAACAAUAUAUUGAUUCAAAAAUAUGUCUCAAUGAUAAUUUACUUCGAGAUUCUAUGCUUUCAACAAUUGAACUUAAAUAUAUCAUUGAUUUGUAUCAAUUAAUUGAAGAGAUUGUUUUCGAAAAAAUUCUACGAAACAAUAUUAGACAAGAUUUAGCUGAAACAUUAUUAUUUUCAGAUAAUAGAGAAAGUCAUCUUAUUAAUCAAUUUAUUGCUUUGACAUCAGGAAAAAUAACAAUAACUCCUCGUCUGAAAAAUUUAGAUUGCUGGAUUAAAAUGCUCAAAAGACUUAUUGUACGUGUUUCAAUGAAUACUAAUUUGAGUUUUGAUGUACCCUUACAGCAAUAUAUAACUCGUUCUGACUUGUGGACUGUUGAUAUCACUCCCGAUGAUAUUGAAUCUUUUAAAAUUAAUGAUGAUAUUUUAUUACGA